Molecule: messenger RNA, 19961 nt
Organism: Monomorium pharaonis (pharaoh ant)
Lineage: Eukaryota; Metazoa; Arthropoda; Insecta; Hymenoptera; Formicidae
Product: histamine H2 receptor
Exons: 5
Coding region: 8592-9788 (398 amino acids)
Biological process (GO): G protein-coupled receptor signaling pathway
Cellular component (GO): membrane
Molecular function (GO): G protein-coupled receptor activity
Source: RefSeq, a predicted model, not a curated record
CUCCCCGUCUCUCCCGGUCUCUCCCCGUCUCUCCCCGUCUCAAUGUGUCAAAAUUUCAAUAAUAUUAAUGAAAAACUAUUUCUUACACUUAAAUUAUGGCCAUCAUUUUUGAAACACACGGUAUUUCCAAAAUCAGACCCCAUAAGAAUAUUCCCGGUUACAAAGACAACGUUGUGUCAAUUUCAAAGCAAUCGGUGAAAAACUUACGGAGAUCUUAGAUGAGGAACAAACAUUUACAUUUUUAUUUAUAUAGAUUUGCAACAGCGUGUCUCAUUUUUAGAUACACGGAGAAAAUUUUAUAUCGAAAAUUAUUACAAUAAGCGUGAACCGAGAAAGAAAUUAGAAAAAUUUUUACUACGUUUUUAAGUUAUUUAUUAUUUAUUUAUAAUAUUUAUAGUACAUUUUGUGACAUAUAAUUCUUUGAAAUUUCUUCCUAUGGAGGCUGCUAUCGCAUUACGUGAUAAUUUUUGAUAUAAAAUUUUCUCCAUGUAUGAAAUUAUUUAAGAAGUUAUAUAUGUAUUUUGGGUUUAGCAAGCAAAGUGGUCGACUGCGCCAUCGACGCACGUACCGCGCGGCGAAGGAAAACACACGGCAGAAUAAAUUUAUAAGUACACGCGCCGGGCGAACACAAUUUCUUCCGUUGGGAAUAUUUCGCGAAGAGCACUGAAAGAUUUAACCGGCGGAAUAAUUCGUCCGAGACGAUCGCGCAACGAUCUCGUUAGCGCGCGUUAGGUUCUUUCGCAAACACCACGCGCAACACCAGGGAAAUAUUUAUGGUGGUCUAUAGAUUAUCGGGUUAUCCCAUAGAUCUGAACAGCCGCGGCCGGCGCCGCGGGCAAACAGUUUACCAUUGCGCCUCGCUAUUUUUACCCCUCUCCCUCGAAACCGCGCGGUGCGACACAUUAAACGGAAUCGCCAAUGGUCUCGCCGCGGCGCGGCAGCGUUUAGCGUUUACCAACACCGUACGCUUGUAAUUCCGCGCGUUUGUUUACGGUCGAGAUUUUGUUUACAAUCGUACUAACGAGAUCCAGAAUGAAAGGGCCGAUUUCCCGGCGCGGUGCGGCGCGGCGCGGCGCGUCGGUGUGAUGGCGGUGAAUCGCGUUUUGCGCGCGCGAGAUGCUCUAAGCGUUUCCGUCCGAAAAUCCCCGCUGGGCUUUAUUGGAGUGCACGGUGAUAUUUAAACGACGAAUACUAGCGUACACGCGCCAGUGUGCUACCGGCGAAUAUUUGUAGGUUACUCCUCGUGCUAUUUGCACGUGCGCGCGUCUAUCCGGACGAGGAUCGAGGAGAGAGAGAGAGAUAGAGAGAGAGAGAGAGAGAGAGAGAGAGAAAGAGAGAGAGAGUCCCGGGUAGAGACGUGACGAGGGAUACCCCGGGGUAAGAGCGACAAGGCGGUUUCUCGUUCCUCUUCGGUAGGAAAGCCACGAGUCCAGGGGAUCGUAAAUAUUGCCCAUCGACACGCUGACGCGAUCGGUUUACGGCGCAUCCCGUAUACAGCUUGACGGUGUGUUCUAUUUAUUUUAUUCAACGUGGACAACCGCGCUUGUACGCGAUUGCUUUUGCGCGCGGCUCGCGAGAGACGAUAUGAAUUACAACGACAAAGAAGGCGCCUGCGUUGCAGUAAAAUCCAAUCGGCACAGAUUGCGAAAUACGCGUGCAAAAACAUUGGAACGUAAUGUAUAUGUGUACACGUGGACACACACACACACACACACACGUAUAUACAUAUGUAUAACGCAGGCGGAUUCACAACCAAUAUGCGCAAAUAUAUUUCUUAGCCGUACUCCAUACCAUGCGUUCAUUCCACGGAUAUUCGCCAAACUAAUACGCGACCCCCUCACUUUGUGCAGAUAAAACAACGAGUAACGAGAUAACAUUGCUUUUAUUGUAUCCGGGAGUGCGUGAGAUUCGUCGAAAAAUUCUAUACAAAUGCUACAUAUUUGCGUUUGUCGAAUAUCUUAACAAAGUGUUAUGAAUUUAUGAGUACUUGCUUUUUAUCUGUGAAUAAAAAAACAACAAACCGUUUUAUUACAUUAUAACAAUAAGAAAUAUUACAAUUCUUUAUUUAAGUAAAAUCUUUAAAUGUUUCUUAUAAAGAGUAAAUACCACAGAUUAUUGUAAUAUAGAGAAAUGAAAUCGAAUCUAACAAUACCAUAUAAGAGCGAUAAAUAAAUUUUCUAAUAUAAUUUCUUAUUUUUUAUUUGUUAAAUGAAUUUGUUAUUACACUUUUAUAAAUUUUUCUUUUAUUUUCUAAUUUAAUUCUUGCCGUAUCUCAAGUAAAGCAAUAUAAUUUCCAACGUAUGGUUUUAUUGAAAAAAAUGUAUAGAGUUUUAGGAUAUAACAAUACAGACGUUCUGUUCGCAAAGUUCCGUUAAAACCGCGCGAAAAUAAUAUCCUGCGGCGUAAGAGAGUAAUUUAAGUAAAACAACAUCACUUUUCCAAUAGUUACACAGCUCGGUUAUUUGAAAGCAAGUGAGUAUUUUAAUAAAGUUUAAAUUUUCGAACGCACUUGACUGUAGUCGAUGGGAUAUUACAUCAAAUUAAUAAUAACCGGGAGUUGUGGAAUAGAUUAAUGAACACUAGCUUAACAAGCAAUUGCUUCGAAUUAUAAAUAUCUCUAACAAUUAAGAACUAGGGGAAAGCAUGUGCAUAUCAAGUUAUUUUUUUCUAUUGUUAAAAUAAUAAAAUGAUGUAACCUUAGAUAAUGAUAAAAAGAACUUGGUACUUUUAAACUAGGUAUUUUUCUCAUUUUAGGUAUACAAUUAUUGUAAUUGAUGAUUGUUAUCAUCGACUCGAUUAGUAGCGUUAGUUGACGAUGCGCAUUUCCACAUGUCGUAUAAAUUUCGACGACGCUCUUCAAGUUUCGAGAAAGAUAAAGAGAGAGAAAUCUGUCGGGCCAAUUAUCGUGAGAUAAAUCGCGCUGGAUCGCGCGCAAAAAGUCGGCGUUUUAACGCGCUCGCGUUCUCGCGUAGGCACGUAUAACUCCGCGAUCCUCGCGAGUUUUUGCGAUGAAUUUCUUCAACAUUAUGCGCACUCGCGCAAAAACAGUCGAGAUCUUUCAAUGUAGUGUACGUGCGUGCGCGUGUGUAUGUGUGUGUGUGUGUUCCGUUGCUAACUCUGUUUGCCGAGCUGUGCUCCACGUCGUCGCGCGGAUCUCAUUAACGUGCGACGUGCACACGCACGACUGCGGACCGAAUAUGGAUGCGAGGAGCAAGAACGCGAGCAAACACCGACGGGGUUAAUAAAUACGAGAACGAUCCGCUACUGUUGUUUGAAAAAAUGAAACAUAACGAUCAUCAAUUCGUAAAUAUAAUAUAAUGAUUUUAUAUAGUAUUAGAUAGUAUUUUCUUUUGUCCUCUAUAAUUAUAUCUUCUUAUCAAAUAUGUAAAAAUUAAAUUGUAAGUGAAGAGAUUAUAUUUCUAUUAUUUGAUCGAAUCAUUUUUACAAUAAUCUACAUAAACAUUGCGAUUGUUCGUAAACGCAAGUGAUACAAGAAAUUAUUUUUGAAAAAAUUUUGUUUGAGUUCAUUAUUAAGAAAUUACUUGUUUGCGCCGCUAUAUGUUAUACAAAACAUAUUAUUCUUUUUAUGUUAAGAAAUUUAAUUUUUUGUACAUGACCUUUUCUUUAAAUAUAUGUACCGUCAGAUAUAAUUUUAUUUAACGGUCUUUAAUAGAAAACUUGAUAAAAAAUUUAGAACUAUUAAAAUUUUUAUAUUAUCACAGUAAAUUAUCAAGAAAAAUUAUGUAAGUGAUAAAGAUAAAAUUAAAGCUUGCAUAUAAAAUAUUUGAAUUUAGAUGAUUCAAAGUAAUGAAUCAUGUUGCAUGAAUUUUGAGUAAACAAUUUUAUAAAUGCGAAAACGAGUUAUUAAUGAGUACAUAUUAAAAAAUUAGUGUCUUGAAAUACCGUAUCUCUAUAAAGAAUGUAUGUGUGUGUGCAAUCCUCAGAAUUUUAAUUGAGUCUAUAAAUAAAUCUUUUGAUUUCUUUCUCUUGUGCACCUUAAUAUAUCAUUAAGAUAUUUGUGUAUAAUUUUACACAAAAAACAAAAUAAUCUUACAAUCAAGAAACUUUGAUAGACACGCGAAGUAAUCAUGAAUAAACGAUUUUGCACGGAUUCUUUUUGCUUUUGUUAUUGCAUGAGAAUGAAAUUGGCAUUAAGUUUUUGUUUUCAUAGUUAGAAAUAAAGCGUAACAAUAUCGAUCCAAUUCAAUAAAUUGAUAGAUGUUUUAUUAUUAAUUCUCAUUGGUCGUUUUUGCGUCAUUGGUGCUUUUACCGAGUAAUAAAUUAUUUAGGUAAAUUUUAAAUAAUAAUUAAAUAUUUAUGAAAAUUUGCAUAUAGUUGACAUUUUGGUGGAUUAAUUUAUCUGUUGUACCAAGGCUAAUGUCCAUAUUUAUAGUCGGACAUUAUAUUCAAGGUCUCCUUAAGUUUAUCUUCAGAUGCUCUAUGGGUUAUUUCAUUGGCUGAAAAGCAUCAGUAAGAUAAAUUUAAGAAAGCCUUGAGUAUAAGGAAUGGCUAUGAAUACGUGUAUAUAAAAGUUACAACUGAACGCAAGUCGAAGCGUCAUACUUUUUUCACGAUACUUUUCUUACCGAGACAUCCGCGAGCCUAUGAAUCCUUGCGGACUCGUUAGAGGGCGAUUUAGGUCAGUCCCUGUAGGAUCGAUAGCGAGUUCUCGUGUAUUUCAGAGUUCGGGCAGACUGAUUAAUCCCUUUGCACACGAUCGCGCAAUCUCGCGAUCUCGUUACCGACCGCUCCUGUCGUGGCGCACACCGUUAAACUCGGGAGUCCGAAUUAAGAUUCAAGAAGGCUUGCCUCCUUGAUUCGUCCUCAGAUCCCCUUUCUUCCCUCGAGAGAUUUCGUUUAAAUCGGAGUUCACGUUCCGCUUAAAUUCAUGAAUGCGAGCGGGCCUCCGGCGCGAUUAUGCCCGGCGAGACUCGUCGCGCGAUCGCGUCGCUGAAUCACUACGUGUACGCAACGCGGACAAAGCGACGUCGGGAGUUCAGCGAUGAAGGUUCAACAGGUAAGAAUACCCGGACGCAUACCUGAGUCCGCACGUUCCGAUUCCCAAGCGACUGAGAGAGCGACAAUGGCGUAUCUACGACGGGGGUGCUUUACGAUCGGUACAGGUAGUAUGUCUACGGCACGAAAGCGAGGCAGCUAUGAUGAUAAAAAAAGAAAGAGAAAAGAAAAAAAAAAGGAACGGGCCCAAAAAGAGAAGAGAGGAAAGGAAGAGAAAAAGAAGAAGAAUAAGGAAAUCUGGAUGGGACAGGUUCUCUUCUCCGAGCCGGACGACAUUUGAUAUCCACGUGAAUUGUUACGUAAUUUAUUUCUCGCGGAUGUCUCGAAGGCGAGUGCGUGUCUGUAAGAAAAGUAUAAAGUUACGCCCGCGACGGUGUUUAUCAAAGGCUUGAAAUCGUCUUUUUGAUUAUAUAUUCUUACAAUUUUUGGCAUAUUGGUAUUGACAUGUCUAUAUCUAUACGCGAUGUCGCAACUCGAUUUUUUCAUGUCUCAAUAUUUAUCGAUAGGAAGGACAGUGUACAUGUGCUAUUAAUUGUUUCAGAUUAAAUUAUCGAUAGAUCGAAGAGCCCAAUGUCAAGAGAAACGACAGAUAACAGUUUUGAUAUAGACUUUAUAUACCGACAAUUAUUGACAAUUUGUAAAGUGAAAGCUAUAUAGAUUGUAUAAUUACGAAUGUUUUUGCGCGCUCAAUCUACUUCGUAAUUCAAUUUCAUCGGUAUACAAUCCUGCACAACUGUAAUUAGUAAUUUCAAAUUUCAAUUGCUUGAUUUGUCGUUGAAUAUUUUUGUUCCCCGUACUUAUUCAAUUUAGGGCGUCCUCGAGCAAACAUAGCGGUAUUUCUAUUUAGGAAAUAUAUUUCGUGACAAGAGGAUUGGCGAAACCCUACCAGGUUUCUCUACCUUUCCUCUCGGGUUUAAGGACGUUGCCUGCCUUUUUCCCCAGUGCGGCAUUCCAUGCCCUGAAUUUAAGAUGGGCAGCGGAUGGCGGGGCCAAGAAGGUUAACGCGAUUUGUAGUCCUGCUUGUAUCUAUGGAAUUUUAGGGCUUCGUAGAUUUCUACGCGGGGAAUCGCGGGGAGGAAGUAAAACUCGUUUAACGAUGUUGCCGAAGAGCGCUUUUAUUUAUUUUUGCCCGAGGUGUUUUACGUGCUUGGUGCAACGCAGCUUUCAGCCGUCGCAAUCUCUUAACAAUUAAUGCGGUGCGUUUAUGUCGAUGCGCAAUAUAUACAUCGUCAUCAUUAAGCUAGUCGUCCAUUAUAUUUAAUUAAAAUAAUUAUAUACAAUCGAUUACAUUUUGCAGUUGGCCAAAGAGUAUUAAAUAUAUUUUAUCGCGUAGUUUGCGUGCUAAUGUUUGUGUACUUCGCGGUAAUAAUGUAUAUUUUGGGAUAGCGCCUAAGUUGGCCGCUCAUUUGUUACUUGGAAGUUUUUGGCAAUUUCGGGUUUCGAAUAUCUCUACUCUACUCGUCGUCACAUGAAUCACAUCCCCCUAUCUUUCGAAGUUCUCGUAUUCAAAUUCCGACUCUUCCGCGUACCGUUUCCUGUUCUGUAUUUCGAUUCUUGGCCGAUUCUCAAGACCGAAAUCCGCUUCGUCUAAAUCAGACGUAACAUAUUUCUUGAACGAAAACAAGCUGCCACUUUGUUCAGAGAGAGAACCGUUUCUGCUGCGCCCGGUCUAAUAAUCCGCGGUAAUUUAAGGCGUAAGGCUCAGACGUCUAAAUUAGAAACGCAUAUUAUUUUUACGUCCCUACGCUCGUAAACGACAGGCGGCGUGGCGUGAAUAGCGAAUGUAUUUUGAAACAAGUGUAGCGGGUAACGUUGCGAUAACGUUGUUUUAUGGUUAACAACUGUUCGUGCUAGAAAUCCGUCGGACGGCGAUCGUCACGCUUCAGCAUUUUGCGACACAACGUAAUCCGAUAUCGUGCAUCGCGAGAUAAAAUUAAGCGGAAUACAUUAAAAACCUGUAUCGAUCACGUAUCGAUUCCAGUUAGUAGAGCAAUCGCUUUAACUUACCAUCACGUUAAUCCUUUCCGACACGUUGAACAGCCACGGAGGCGAAAAACCUUAACCGGUAUCUUGCGGGAUGUAUGCCUUGCAUUGGCAAUCUGUCGUUGUGAAUCAGAAUCCGUCCGUGAUAAAAUUCCGUGCGGUAGAUCGUCUUUCCUGAUAUCCUAGUUAGUUGCCCCUCUCGAGACAGCUCAAGGAGGCCCACAUUUGCUCGAGUCCACCUUCCACCCUUCGUUACCGAAAUGAUACCGGUCUCUCGAAUAACGUCUAAGGUGCUUUAUUUCACAUCGAGCGUUAAUAAGGCAUUUUGAAGUACGAGAUUUAGGUUUAGAUUCCUUUCAGGAGGAACGUGUGUACGACAUACGUAACGAUUAACUUGAAAUCACCAGAUAAGAUCAGGAUCGAACGGUGUAUCUAAAUAUAUAUAUGAAAUAUCGGUUAGCGUGAAAUACAGGAUGCUCGAUCAAAUUAAAUAGUAACGGUUGUACAAAUAUACAAAUAUUUUUAUUGUUUUUAAUCGUAAAGUUUAACGUUAAAUAUAGAUCUGACAUUGCAUUCGAAAACGUAACUGAAAAAGAAGCGAAAAACCGAAAUACUUUAAUUAUUUUGUUGCGGGGGAGGGGAGAAAGUUUCGAGAACUAUAAAUACACACACAUGCGACGCUUAGCCUUCGGCGCUUGCUUUUCGUAAACAGAGUUGCGUACGCCACGGCAUAUUGUUUGUUGUACAAAGGCAGCGGUACUAUCAGCGCUAUUGCGCUAUCUACAUCGUUCAUUAGACGUAAAAUAAGGAUAGAGUCACGUAAUAGUGCUGAUAUUGCGUUCCCCAAACAUAGCCAAGGUCGCUUUCAUUCAAGCUGCGCUAUCAUUCGUACAGUGAGACUCGCGUGAACAGGUAGUGUCUAGAACAAAUGCUCCGUUGUUAGCCUUCGAAAUGUCAUUCAGACAAAACUGAGAGCAAACGCGAUCAUUUUUCAUUGGCGACUAUUGGCUUAGAUGUCUCUUAACUCCCGCGAUUAUCUCUCCGUAAACGUAUCGUAACGGCGAUUGUUUCUUAAAAUAGAUAUAUCGCGUGCGAGAUAUUUAUUGGAAAUUAAAUUAAAGUAUAACAUAACCGAAAUAAUAGUAAUUUUACAAUAAUUACGUAAUUAUUUCUUUGACGUUUGAAUUCGAAUAUUCUUCACAUCUGAAUUGUUCGUUAAAUCAAACGCCGUGAAUGUGAAAUAAAUCAACUCCAAAUUGAACAACCGUUCACGAUACAUUUAAUUAAUCAAUUACCAUAUUUCACAUUUGUUAACCGUGUAGCAUAAAUUUGGCACGCAUUGAUUAUUUUCGCCGUUCAAGCCUCGAAUCGUCUGUUGCACUAGUUUGUGCGAGACGUCGUCGUGGAUCAUAGUGCAUAAUUGGCUCUUCAUGUUAUUUUUUGUCACGAUGUAAUAAAAUGUAUGGUGCAUUUGAUUAAUUUUGGAAAUGUCACAUAAAGAUUGGAUGAUUGCAAUUAACCGGGUUUUUAUGACUGAGUACAAUUGCAACGAAGAAAUGUGAAACGAGAUAUCGGGCGAUAACGGAGCAGUCAUGUGUAUGCGAUUAACGCUGCUCUCUACACUCCGCUGCUGCGCAUCGUAUUGUUUCAGAAUGAAUACGACGGCGAUCUACAAUGGUGCGACAAGCACCAUGGCUAAUAUCAUCGGUCUCGAAUCCGAAAGACUCAGCAAGGAGAUCAGUGGCAAUAUGACUAGCGACGGUGAUCUUGACGUUUCGCCAGUGACCUUAUCGUCAGCCUGGUCCAGAGUGGCCCGGCUUUUGCUGUUGGCCUCCCUCGCCGUCGGCGGCAGCGUGGGUAAUGUCUUCAUGAUAUCCGCCGUGGUAGUCGAGGAUCAGCUGAACAAGCGAGGAAACGCAUUCCUCGUGAACGUGGCGCUGGCGGACUUGCUGGUGACUGGCCUGGUAAUACCGGUCUCGGUGAUCGUAAUCCUGGCGGGCUACGCGGAGUCCCUGGGCGCCUGCCGAUUCGAGUGGACCCUUGAGGCUCUUUGCUUCCUGGUGACCGUACUAACGUUGGCCACAAUCGCCGCCGAAAAUUACGCACGUCUGUGUCUGCCCGCCGAAAGAUACGCCUGCUUGACGGCGGGUCGUGUAACAGCCAUUAUCAUCAUCGUUUGGCUAAUCGCCGUGACUGUGGUGGCCUUGCAAUCGUCUUUGGACAUAGGUCCUGACUUUUGCCGUCGCAAGCUCAGCGGUAUCGCGAUGCAACAAGCGAUCGGGGCAAGCGUAUUGGUUGGGCUGCCAGCUUUAACGACGAUCAUCCUCUACGUGAAGCUGGUGAUAUGCGUGCGACGGGCCACGCGGGGUUCGUACAAGCCGCCGGCCGCCUUCUCCUGGGACUACGAGCUAACGAAGACGAAUAUGGGUAGCUGCGUGAUGUUCGUCGUAUUCUGGCUGCCGUUCGGGCUGGCGGUCUGCGUGAAUUCUUUCAUUCCAGUCAGCACGCGUGUGCUCUACAACCUGGCCUGGUUCGCCCUCUCCAAGUCUUGCUUCAACAAUCUGCUCUACUGCGUCGCGGACCGUCACUUUCGCAGCGCUUACGUCAAGCUCUUCCAUUACUGCUGCUGCAAGACCACGGUGAGCUUCUCGAGGAGGCCGCGCGGCAGCGAGGGUAGAAAUUCUAGCGACGUGCGCCUCAGGGUGCACAUCAUUCACUCGUACGCGAGUCCGUCGUCCUGUCGUCCGGCUGUGGCCAGACCGAACGGACGUGACGUCUACGAGCUUUAGAUGCGACGCGAUGCGAUGCACGUACAGGAUGCACAAAGCAGGAGGAUGCCGCCGAUAAGGAUGUCCUCGCCGCAUCUCUCCAUUAGGCAGUCCGUAUUUGCGAAAUCGGCCAAUCAUUGCAUCGACGUACGAUGUCUCUCGCAUCGAGGCUGCCUCUGGUAUGGCCUUACAAGGAGUUCAUACAUUUCCCUUGAUUUUCACGGCUCGUUCUUUGAUAUCGGUUGAAUUACUUCUGCGCGCAAUUCUUUUUUAUAAUAAGGACGCCAGUAGGCUUAUUCUAUAACUCGUAACGACAGUUCAGUAUCGUUAUAUUGUCGUUGCGUAGCUUUUUUGUCAUGUAUAAUAUGUGCGCAACGACAAUAUAUCGAUAUCGACAUUGUCGUUAAGAGUUACAAAAUAGGUUUACAGGUUAACAAAAUCGUUUAGACAGAAAUAGUUUCGGCAUAAUUGAAAGCGCAUACAUUAUUAUAUAAAUAUAGUGUAUUUACGUAGAGUAUAUGUUUUCUGUCAUAUGGCUAUAUUUACGACUGGAUAGAUUUAAUAAUUUAUACAAAAAUGCAUUUCAUUAACAUAUGAAAUAGCUUCUAAGGUAUUAUUUUAUUUCUUUAAAAAAAGAAAGCAAUGAAGACCUAAGAAAUUGGUACUAACGAUAUACGUGGCAUAACAAUUGUAAUUAUUUAACAUUGUUCGCAAGGAAGUUUUGCAUCCCAUUGAUUGUAAGAUAUAGUCGGUUGAAAUUUUAGUAGUUUACGACCCAAUAUUUUUGACGCUGAUGUGAAUGGUUGCCGUCCAAGGAAAUGUUUCUCUAAAUGACUGUGGAUUUGUACAUUAGGAGUUUUCUCGAAAAGCUUCUGGACGUCACAUAUAUUUACGGAUUGGAAGACCCGUUCUUCGAUUAAUAGGACUAAAAUUCGAAUCGCAAGGAAGUCGAAAACAUUUAGCAAUCGCUUUAAUAACAACAGCGGGGUUAUUCCUUUUCGACGCGAAUGUCUGAUUAUAAAAUUCAGCAGCAGGUUCCUGGUAUUAUCAUACGUCGCAUUCUUUUUAGAGUGCACUUUUUCAUUUAUUGCGGAACCUCCAUUCUCGGCGGGCGAGAAGCAGGAAGGCUGUUUUCUCCCUGCGAGAUCCCAUCUUGUAACAAGGGAGAGACGAGUGUCUCACUCGCGACAGCAUUUUAUCUGGCUGCAAGACGAGACGUGAAACGCGGGCGAGAGGGAAAAUAAGGUUUUCCCAAUCUCGAUUAAAUUUCUCGACGGAGCUUACUGGCAUUCCGAGAGGGAGGAUGCCGGCCGCGAAGUUAUAUACGUGCCCGCUGGUGGGGAGUAAUUUACGCUUGUGCACUAUAAGUUCGCUAUGUGUGAGAUUUAAGCUCGGCGAACACACGCGAGUAACGUCGCGAACACCACAUCCCGAAUUAUGGCUCCGCCGCGGUAAGUCGACCGGUAGAUGAAAAUGCCAUAACGUUUAAGGAGGCACUUGGCGGCGCUCAUCAUCCCCCAAAGUUAAUAACAUUCCGGUAACGAGGUGAAGUCAAGUGGAUCAGAUAAGGGCGAUUCGAUAAUAAAGAUGGCAAUAAUAUCAGUUAAAACUUUCAGUACUCUGCUCGCGUCUAUCGGUCUCGACGUUCGACGAUUUAGCGGGAUCGAUUUUAAAAAGGCAAGAAAAAGAGUCUCCUCAGGCAUUUAUUAUGUAAAUCGCGGGAACGGUCUCUUGCGGGAAAGGUUCUUUUGAUGGUGAUCAAAUAAGGAUCAAAGUCAAGUACCGUAAUGUACUGCUGUAUUGGCGAAACUACAUAAACUUUAAAUAUUAAGAGAUAUAAAAUCGAGGAUAAAAACUGAUCGAGUGUAAAAUUUUUUCGCCGAAAAAAGAACCCAGUUGAUAAAUGUUAUUUUAAUGCUGUAUUAUACAUAAUACACUCGGACGAACUUGCUUAACGUCUUUCUCGUCUUGUACUCAGAUCGACUCGCUGUUUGUUUUAAAAAUCAAAAAUUUCGUACCGCUGCCACCUUUCGAUCUAUUUAAUUUUAAAUCUACAUAUCGCACAAAACGUGAUCCUCAAUAAUUAUUAUAAUUACACAUAUUCCCCCCUAAACAUAUCUGGUUACAAGUAAUUGCUCUUAUCCGCCAAAGUUCCUUAAAUGUUCCCUGAGAAAACAAAUACAUUAAUUACACACGGUACACACUAAUUACUGCCCCUGUAAUCUCGACGCGGAAAUAACUAAGCUGCAUCCUCGACGCGUACUCGGAUUAACGAAGAGUGCCAAGAACUUAUGUAUGUCCGACAUGAUCAUAUUGACGCGGAGAACGCGGACGAUUUACGACGAAGGUCUCGGGAUUAACGCGGAAACACUCUUCGUGCGGCUCGAUCGCCUCUCGAGGCUCUCCCGUGUAUUUCGUGUAAAAUCGCUCGGUGAAUAUUGUCGUGCCAAUUAUUCUGGAAAACGACGCCAUUCUUCACCCCGGCCGGGUAAUUCGUUACGUGCCGCGCGGCGAUGCGUUCGCUUUGCUGCGUCGCGUUUUCUCGGGACAGACACUGUUUUCAGGGACCGCGAUUUAUUUAGCUGCGUUUCAUUGGAGGACACUCGCUCGCGAGUGACAUCGGCAUUCGCUCUAUUCGCGAGAAUGCGCUUGCUCCGUCCAUACACGCCGCACAGCUGCGAUCGCGAGUAUCAGAUUCGCGACGGUACAUUCCAGAAAGAGCUUCUUUUCGUAAUCCGUUCCAGCGUUUCUUGAAUGACGUGCCUAAAUAAUCGUCAAUAUUCUGAAUUUAUCGUUUACAAUAGUCUUAUGUUUUAUUUCACAACAAAGAACAAAAUUAUUAUAAGUAUAAAUAGUAAUGCGCACAUGUUCUGUUGGAAAUUUAAUCAACUUUUUAUUAUAUUGAUGAUGAUUAAAUCAGAUUUUUAUGCUUUCUGUCAAAUAUAUGUGUAAACGAAUUUUUGCACAAACGUAUGUUUUUUUAUAAAAUUAUAUGAGAUAUGUAAAUCCAAUAAUUAUUAGUAUUGUUACGGUAUUUGUUGUUACUUUUUCUCGAAAGAAAAAUAACAUUUUAUGUAAUUCCAGAUUUUGUUACUCGUCGAUAAUAUUUUAUAUCAAAUUUAUGAGGUUAAAAAUAUUUAUUACAUUUUAAACAUUUUGUUUGCAAAUUCCACAAUAGUAAAUGUAUUAAAUCUUUUUUUAUGUUCUACACUUUUUUAUACUUUUCCACACGAUCGCGGCUUUUCGGUUAUUGCUAAUCGUGCACAUAUAAUUCGAGCACAUAUCUAUCAUGCUUUACAUCUAAAAAAUAUUCUGUUUGUACGUAUGUAUCUUAAUAAUUAUCAAUAAGAUGCGUAUGACAUUAUCGCGCGUGUAUUUGUGUAAAGUGGACGUAUAAAAACCGUAUUGAUACCGCUUUCCACUUGUAUUUCCAUAUCAUUGAAUUGAACACUUGAACUAACGCAAGCCAAUACGUGCAUAUAAAAAAGAACAUGUAUCUAUAUCCUUCAUAAUUAUGUGACCUUGUCAAAAUGCAGUUUAGAGUACGUAACUGCAUUGGAGGACGUUAUCGAACAUAUAAACGAUGGUCUCGCACUUCGUAUAUGUAAGAGAAUAGUCAAGUAAUACUUGUAUAUGUAGCUAGAGAAUCACUAUAUACUAAAUAUGUAUUGAAUUGAUAAUGCGCUGUUACAUGAUCGAUGCUUCGAACUAGGCAUGUAAUGGGGCCAUAUAUUUGUGACUGACAAACAAUAACGAUGAUCGUAUUACGAAUAUAAGCGUCAAAUCUUUUUAUUCGCAUAUCGGAGGAGAAGGUAUAAAAAUAGAAGAAGGUGCCUCGCGUGACACAGAACAAUGUUAUUUCGAAAUUUAUGGACUUCGCGUGGACUUUAGGUUCAACGAUAUUUCUUCGAGAAAGGAUAUUUCUCCAUUGCGACUGUUAUAGUCCUUAAGUCCUAACCGGUGAGUUACUCCUUCUGUACCAUUCGACUUUUUUUAUUGCAAUAAUCAUUUUUAUCGGUCACUUCAAGAAACUCAAACAGAUUUUUGUUAUAAAUUUUUAAAAAGAGAAUAAUAUAUUUAUAUUGAAAAAAAUUAGCGACGUUCUUUUACCCGACGAUGAGUAAAUGAAACAAUACAUUUUUAUAUAUACGGAAUAAUAUCAAUUUCUAAAUUUAUAAUGUCACAACACGAUUUUAAUCCAACUUAAUCGUUUAAAAUUUACAAUUAGAGUUUUUAUUACUAUUUGCUAAUAAAAAUAACACUUUUAUAGAGUUCUAUCAUAUUAUUUUAAUAAACAAUAAAAAGAGACGAAGGAGAAUUACGAUAGAAUUUUUUAUUAAAAAUUUAAAAUUUUAGUGUAUUAGUAUAAUUUUGCAUAUUUUAAUCCGCUGACGUGCGUACGUGCAAAUAUGAAAAAUUGAUUUACGUAUUUGUUCCCAAUGCAGACAAUAUUAUUUUUUAAUUUUGAUAUAUACGACAAUCCAGUUAAAAACUUUCCCGAUUGAAUAAUAGUAACGUCACAAUGAAUAAAAAUUAUUUUUAUAUUAACCGCACUACACAAACUUUUAAAUAAAAAACGUAAUAUGUGUAGUAUUAUUACUUUCGUGAUUGCAUGGGCAUUUUGUAUUGGCGGAUCCAGAUAUUAUUUGUAUAUAGAGUGAAAUUAUACAUAAAUAAAAUAUACAAACAUAAUUCUUUACAAGAUGUGGAAAGAUUAAAGGGGCGCUUGGAAAUAAUUUUAAUUAGUUAAAAGAGAGAGAGAGAGAUAAGCUUUAUGUCGGCAAAACCAAAUACAUAUAUCUCGUCUUUCCUCACAUAAAAUUCUGCUCUGGUUUCGCCUCUUGCGUUUUGAGGUUUACAUUUACAAAUAAGCUUGCGCAUAUUACUGUAUAUAACUCAUCUCUUAUGACCGUAUUUAAUUAAUAAUUACUGCAAUGACGUAUCUCUUAUGACUGUGUCUAUAAUGUAUUUUACACGCCUUCUGUCAAUCUGUGAUCACAUUUUUAGGUAUGAUUGUUCGGGUAGUAUGGUAUGAGCGUACAUUAUAUCGUCAAAUUUUGCACAUUUUAUCCGGUUUAAAUCAGUUAUCUCGAUUAUCCAGGAUAACACUCCGGCGAUGUAUCCUCGUAGAUGAAGUUAAAGGCAGAAAGCAGCGUCAAAUACGAUGAAAACAGUUUGAUAUUCUAAGCGAUGAUAAUCGCCUUACAAAGUGUGUUAAGUUUGACUACCGAUUCUCGCGGACGUUGUGUGCAAAAUUUGAAAUGGAAAUUUAAGCGUCUUUCACGACGAGAACUUUGAUAAAACAUCCGGUGAGUAGCCGCGCAUUGAUCAAAUAUGCGAGAGUAGAAAUAUUCGGCACGUGGGAGAGAUUUUAUCAAAAGUUCCGUCGCCAAAACCGGGUUUUCGGAAACACGGGCAGGCGUAGCAAGUGCCGCUGGCGAUAAUGCUUGAGAAAUGGGACCAGGAAUUUAGCUUCUCGUGAACUACCUUUCCCAACUACUUUUGUAUCGUCGUAUCGUCCGCUUCGUUCAUUCCCGGGACGGAAUUCGGGAUUAGAAGCGCAUUCGGAGAAUCGCGUAUUACCCUGUGGUCGCGAAACUUAUGCGUUCGAAUAGAGAAUUCCCAUCGGCGUAAACAAAUUUGCAAGUUCGAGAGAUAGGGAGAAUUCGUAGUUAAAUGACUUGGCUUUGUCUGUUUCGCGUACUUGCCUUAGCGUUAACUUGCAAGCAAGCAUCUAAGUUAAAUAAAUGUCCUAUCUAUACUGAUGUAUUGUAUUUCCGAAUGUACGUUCGUAUGUCCCUCCGUUUGUGUAUGUGUAUACGGCACGUGUGAGGUGCGUAGCUGUGCGUUUACGAACGUGUCUAUUGAUAUGCAUAUGAGAGAAUAUCGAUGAUGAGUGUCGAAUACGUGGGUGGAUGGAAAGACAGGCACUGCAUGCUUUCUCAACAUACAGUCUCGCGCGCGAUUAUACUAUAGUUAUCUUAGAAAGUUUCGCAAUUGGAAGCGAAUUUAUUUCCUUCUUUAAGCGAGUUGGAGAUUUCUUUUUCAUAUGCAUUUCAUGCUGCAUAUUUUCGCUCUACGUCUCUGACGCGUUAAAUAGUGUAGCUUGUGCAGUGUCCGUCCAUGAAAUAGAUUUUUCUACGAAAAAGAUACAGCGUGUUUUCUUCGUUACGAUUAUGUAAUUAUUAUUAUUAUAUAGUAAUAAUUUUAUAUAUUUAUUAUAUAAUAAUGUACGUAGAAUUAUUUUUUGGGGGGACGACGAUUGUAAGCGUGUAACAGCGCACAAUAUGUAUCUGAAGAAACCCGUUGUUUCAUCACAAAAAAGUGGACGAUGUUCUCGAUUGAAAACAAUAAAUUAUUUACCCGCGACUGAGAGAGCGCGCGAUUAGUUUGCGAUCGAUAGUCAUUCGCGCAUAACUGUGAUUUUAUUCUUCGCGUAACGUAUGUGUCCUCGAUCGACAUUCUCUAGUACGCUAGCAACAUUUAUCUGUACUUUUAAUUUAAUCGAAAAACAUCGUUUGCGAUAAUGGGUUUUAUAUACUUCGAGACUAAUUGUGAGAUAAGUAUUAAUAAUUUUUGCUCUCUUUCCGUUGUCGUUAACGGGUAACAGGUAACGGGUAACAGGAGCAAUCGACAAAAUGUCCGCGUUAUAAUGUAGAAUACCGCUGGACGUUCCGACUAAAGAGAGGAACGUUCCAGAUAGCAUUUAAGACGCAUACGCUUUUUAUGUCCUUGACUUAUCGAAUUAAGAGCAGGUCAGACUCGUUUGUGUUCAUUCGUUCUCAUUUGCGUAUCUGGCUCUAGUGCAUUAGGCCGUAGCGGUAGACGUAAUAGAUCGUGUUGUAGAUGAUACCAAGCGGAGAUGGAUGUCUUAAAAUAAUAGAAAGACGAAACAUUCCCGGUGCACUCUCCUGGCAUAAUCGCGUGUAGACAGUCUCGCAUCGCCGUGCGAGUGCGAACUGUGUCGUUUCGCAAUUCUUCCGGCUGUCUCGACCUCACCACGAAGGAGAUGCGAUUAAUUCUGACGGGUUUCGUACGAACUUGUCCGAGCGAAUUCUCCCGUCGUGGUGGGAUGCGUGUCCCGACGGAGCCUCAUUCUAACAAAUUUGUACCGAGCGUCUGAAAUAAUCAUAUAUAUCGAAGUAAGUGGAGGCGAUUAUAGCGAGCGCGCCGUGUGAUUAGGACCUGUACUGUAAUCAUCGGGACGCAUUUCAUUAAUACUGACGUUUUCGUGCGAAUUCGUUAGAACCAGUUAUCGUCGGAACACGCACUCGCUAUGAUUAUACCCUUGGGAUAUGAUCGUGAUGGGUAUACGUGUUUCGACAGCAUCAAGUUCUAACGUGCGGGGUAUCACUCAGAGAAAUUCAAAUGCAUCGAAAUAAGCUUGUGCGGCCGCAUUAAUAUACAAUAGGUUGAUAGAUGCACCAAUGAAUGAUCGAGAACAGGGGAUAUUAUUAAAUAAUACUUUGCUGUAUCAGGAUAUGGUUUCUAUCACACUUUAGGCAUCGAUCGAGAUGCCUUCAAAUCGGUCCAUAUUUUUUUACGUAAAAAUUAUUUAUAUCGAGAGGUAACUGCUGAUUGAAUUGUUCGAUCUUUUCUAUAAGUUGUACAAUCGGACACCGUGGCUUACUUUCGCGUAUUUGAUUUAUCUUGAUGUUCUUCUAUGAAUUCGCCGAAUAAUGCGGGACACGCGAGUUGCUACGACUCCUUCUUCAUUCGCGUUUGCUGCUUUAAUCUUUGUUGCCUACAACGAGACAAUUGUAAUCUGUUUCCGCGUACGUUUGCAAAUCCGCGAUGUAAUUUUAAUGUAGAUUUAAACGUAAGACAAACUACACACAUACAAUAUUAUUUAUAAGUAUACCUAUCGCGUAUGCCAUACGGUAUUUCUCGAUGUACAAAUUUAAAGGCGUGCUAUUUUCGUGUAAAAUGACGAACGUUGUACGAAGUCAUCGAGAGGCGCUGUAUUCGAAACUUUGAGGACCACGAACUCACAAUAACCAUUAGUCAUGGACCUACAUAGAUUAUUCGCCUUUUUCAGCGAGUGUAGCUGUCGUCGCGAUCGAAAGUACGACGUUGAAGUGUCCGAGUUGAAGAGAAAAAGAUGUCUUUGUAUAUCAGGGCUGCGUUUGUACGCGCAAGAGUCGUAAUAUUAAUCCAUUGUAACGUAAAAAAAAGAAGAGAAAACAAAAAAAAAACGAGUUGCCAGGCCCAUUUAUCGAUGUCGUGAUAAGUGUCCAUAAUGUCUCGUAACAAGACUUGCGAACGUAACGGCAUUGUCUAACCAAUUGAUAACCAACUGUUCAGACUCGAUUAACACGAGAGUAGCAAAGUAGAAGUCAGGUUGAUGUAUUGUGUUAACUAAUAGAGUAGCGUGAGGCUAGUUUGUAGAACGAACACGUAGAAACAAUCCGCGAACGUUAACACCUGUCCCUCUGGCCGUAGCAGAAUCGUAAAUCGACGCAAACUGUACCGGACUAUAUAUACACAUAUAUAGAUGUAUUUAUUUUGUACUGAAUGUAUUUCACAUUGAUGUACUUUUCGUGGUCGACGUAGCGCCGCAGAUACGUCGAGACGGCAUUCUGAUUUUGUGGACACAUUACCGCGGACUGUGUGUAUGUAAAUUUUAUAAUGUUGUAAUAAAAUGCGUUUCUCUCUCUUCCUUUUUCUUAACAUGCUGUGAAACGUUUGACGCAACAACGCUGUAGUUACGUAGUAGACGUUGUAGAUCGAUAAUGUGAAAUACUUUUCGUAUAGAAACUCUUAGUAUAAUUAUUUUAUAAAAUUUUGUAAAUUCUUUCAUUUCUUUUAUUAUUAUGAUUACUGAAGUUUCUAGUUAAUUCAAUUCUUAAACAGUAGAUUUUAUUCUCUCGUAGCCAUAAGGAUGUAUUACAUCUAUGUUUAAAAUUAUGAAAAAAUAAAAACAGAUUGUUUUAUAAAUGCAUUUGAAAGUAAGGGUAGCAAUUUUCUACCUGGAGCAAAAAUUAUUUUCAUAAGAAAUAAAAAUGUACUCUAACGGGAAUGUACGUAUAAUUAAGAAAUAAUGACAAAAAUUUAAUUUUUUUAAUAUAAGUAUUUUAAAUACUCAAGAUGAUUUAUGCAAAGUUUCACUAAACAGAUUAAUUAUUUUGUACAAUAAAUUAAAGUUAUUUAAAAUCAAUGUCCUUAUUUCUACUCAUUUAAGACAAAUGAUAUCAAAAAAAUAAAAGUUUAAAUUAUUUUUUAUGUAACAAUUGGCGAAAAAUUGAUCACUAAUUUCUUUAUGAAUCGUUUUACAUAUUAAAUACAAAAAAUAUCACUUUAAAGACUUUUGAUUAAGAAAUAAUUCUUAAUUAAACGUAAUGCAUAAAAUGUACGUAUUUCUACUUAGCAGAAAUUACAGUGUCCGUCUAUUCACUGUGUUCCUAUUUUUGCUCAUAAAACUAUAAUCUUAACUGUAACUUAUUCAAUUUUAAUUUAUAAAUAUAUUAAUAAUUUGAAAAUAAAGUAUUAUAUACAAAUUAAAUAUAAAAAGAAUAUAUUUACAUUUUGAUGUUAUAAUAUUGAAAUAUAACGAGUUGAAAUAUAAACUCGUAGAUUACGUAAUUGAAUGCAAUGCUACUUACUUAUUAUAUUAAAAAAGAAACAGAAAGGCAACACAACAAAUAGCAUUAAAUAUGAAAUAGGUUGUAUUUUGUUAAAAAUACUAAAUUUUUCGGAAAAAAUGGUACAGAUUUUACUUAGUGACAAGACAAAGUCACACUAAUGCUUACGCAUUUUAAUAACGUUAUGAUUGCUAAUGACAACGACUGCUCUGAUUAUAAAAUUUAUUUUUAAAUAGGUAUUGCUACUUAGCGAGCAUUGAACUUCUGCAUCUUACACAGGAAUACAUAAAUAAUUUUUAAUUAAUUUUUCUGUAACGCCCGUGUCAGUUAAUUAUUUAUAUUAAGAAAAAAGUUUAUAGUGAGGGAACAGGACUUGAGUAGAAAUGAGGUCUUUGAUUUUAUUUCAUUACAAAACAACUGAGCACAGAAUCAAUAAAAACAAUAAAAUUUUGCAUAAAUUACCUUAAAUAUUUAAAGUAUUUGUACAAAAAGUUCAGAUUUUUGGCAUCCUUUUUAUCUUAAAUUUUAAAAUUGUAACAAUAAAAAAUAAUAAUUAUAGUAAAUAAAUUGUAAAAAUGUAUUGUUUAAUAAAAAUAGAAUGUUAUAAACAUAA